Cuculus canorus (common cuckoo) is the source of this 6610-nucleotide messenger RNA. RefSeq names its product N-acetylneuraminic acid phosphatase (gene NANP). The transcript is spliced from 2 exons. Gene Ontology annotation, molecular function: hydrolase activity. The record is from RefSeq and is a predicted model, not a curated record. NCBI's taxonomy places the organism in Eukaryota, Metazoa, Chordata, Aves, Cuculiformes, Cuculidae. Bases 127 to 912 code for a protein of 261 amino acids.
CGUGCCCGCGCCCCGCCCCGCUGAGCGCCGUCCCGGGAGGCAGCGGCGUCCGGGGGUUUGCGGCGGCGGCUGUCGGGGCGCUCCCCGCCGCCCUCGGUCGCUCGGCCGUGGCGUAGGGGCGGCGCCAUGGGGGUGCACGGCGUCAAAGCGGUGUUCUUCGACUUGGACAACACGCUGGUGGACACGGCGGCGGCCGGGCGGCGCGCCAUCGAGGAGGUGAUCAACGCCCUGCAGUCCAAGCAUCACUACGGCGAAGGGGAGGCCCGCGUCAUUUGCGAUAAGGUCCAGGCGAAGCUGCUGAAGGAGUGCCACGACCCCGCCAAGAUGUGCAUCACCGACCUACGGAUUUCCCAUUGGGAGGAGGCGAUCCAGGAGACCAUCGGCGGGGAGGCGAACCGCAACCUGGCCGCCGAGUGCUACUUCUUGUGGAAAACCACCCGGCUGCAGCACCUCACGCUGGCCGAGGACACGCGGGGGAUGCUGACCGAGCUGCGCAAGGGCGUGCGCCUGCUGCUCCUCACCAACGGGGACAAGCAGACGCAGAGGGAGAAGAUCGAAGCCUGCGCCUGUCAGCCCUACUUCGAUGCCAUCGUCGUGGGGGGAGAGCAGAAGGAGGAGAAGCCGGCUCCAUCCAUCUUUCACUACUGCUGCGACCUGCUGGGGGUGCAGCCCGCGGAGUGCGUGAUGGUCGGUGACUCUCUAGAUACAGAUAUCCAAGGAGGCCUGAAUGCUGGCUUGAAAGCAACUGUCUGGUUAAACAAAGCGAUGACAACCCCGGUAGAUACCUCCCCGGUGCCUCACUAUAUUAUUUCUUCUGUUCUGGAUCUUCCGGCGGUUUUGCAGAAGAUGGAGCACAAAAUUAAUGCGAAGUUAGGAACUGACCAUAUGGCUAGUAAUAAUGAAGAACAUUGAUGGUUCCACCAUACGAUCAGAGACGUGCUGAGCUGUUAGGUGACUCCAGCUCUUUUAAAAAAGUUGAGCCUAGGAUAUUGAACUCACGUAUGGUAUGCUUUCUUAAACGGCAGAGGGGUGAAUAAAAGCAUAGUUGUCAACAAAAACAGGGUAAUUAGAUUAAUUUAGAGGAUGCAAGUGCAGUUAAUUUAAAGCAACUGCCUCUGUCUGGAAAUCAUUUUGACAGGCUGUGGCUAAAGUCUAUCUGUCUCUGACUUAAGUUGCUAGUCUCUUGUUUUUACAGCAGAAAAGAAAAUUUGAAUGUUUUGAUCUUUGGCAUUUGGCUUUGCUGACUUUUAAGUUUAACAGAAAAUUCAGUUCAAACCUUGUUUGCAGUGUGUAAGAGAAGUUGAGAAAGAGUGUGGUACAAUCUAGUAAAUCUCUACAGUUAAUCUGCAGUUUAUCUCAGGAACUGGAGUGAAUUUUGCUGUUCCUAAAACCAGAAUUUAUUGGCAGAGUCUAUUAUGCAGCAAACCAUUAGAAAAUGCUCUAGCUUUGAAUUUGUUUCAGGUUUUAGAAUCUUUUUUUCUGACUUUGCAGUGACUUUUUUUGUAUGGAAUCUCUGAGUUUUGCAAAAGUAUAUGUACAUUAAAAUUUACAUUUGUGUAGGGGACCAUUUAUCAGAGGGACUUGUGGAUGACUUCCUUCUUUAUCUUGGUGCUUAUGCAGAUAUGCAGGAUAUUUUCAAUGGUCUUCUUACUGUACUGUCGAACUCUUUAAAAGCUAAUUUUAUUGUUCUGUCUGAUUUUAUUAGUGAAUUUUGAUCAGCCUUUGGGAGAGACUGGUCUUGGUCUUGCUCACGUGUAUGAAUACCCAGAUUCAACUCCAGGAUCAGUGGUUUUUUUGACUGUUUUAAUGGCGCUGCUAUACAAUCGCUCCUUACUCUGGUUUCUACAUGUAUUUUGUGUAUUUACUCUGGAGAAAAUAUGAGCUUGCUGUUGGUAAAUGGCUUUCAUGACUCUCUUCCAGGAAAUUGGAAAAUUAUGUCAUAUGUACUAUAGUACUGUGUACAACUUUAUAAUGCGUAUGUGCUAUUUCCACUAGAUGCAGGAGAUGACUCUCUAAAACACUAAGGAUUUCUCUUUCCCAGAGUAUUAUGUUAGUAAUUUAAUGGGAAAAUAUUCACUUAUUAAAUGGAAAUAUAAACACUUAUUGGAACACCCACAUUUUUCAAAACCUAUUUCCUAUAUAUGCAUUGGACUGAAUAUCUGACCUUAUUUGAGCUUUCAAAUAUUAUAUUUCAGAAUAAAUCCAUGACAAAUCUUCUGAGAACAGGAAUAUUGAGGUGCUGGCAGAAGAUCAGCUGGCAUAUGGGCAGCAAUAAAAGAUCAGCAAAAAGUACAGAAACCUACCAGGAAAAUGGGUAUGUAGAAAGAAUCUUAUCUACAAGAUAAGUUCCUUCAUUUAACUUGACAUGAAUUUUAGUUAGUCUUGCAUAGAAUGACAGGUUCAGUUUAGAGGAGGCUGUUACUGGUCUAGGUGAAAUUCUUUGGCAAAGAGAUUAGAUUGCAUCAAAACAUGUUGCUUCUGCAUUGGUGGAGGAGGAAAUACUAAAAUUCGAACCUCUCUCAUCUAGUUGUCCCUUAAAAAAGGGUGAAGUGGGUACAGGUUAUUUGCACUGUCUGGCAAAGGUCUUUGAGACAUUAGGAUAAGUGAAGAGAACAGAGGCAGAGCCUACCUGUACCUUUCAGGAAAUGAGCGUAUGCCAAGAGCAAUCCAGUGACAGUGGUGUGCCAGGUUGCCACGUGUCACAUGAGCCAGUGGAACUGACUUGACACACCUUUGUUACUGAAGCAAGAGGCCUAAGUUAAGAUUUUAUUUUGCAUUUGGACAAGCAUGAAAAAGAGUCGCUGUGGGUUAGUUGCGAAUAAUGUUCGCUAUAACCAAGCACUGAGAGAAUAAAGGUCAUGGAGACUACAAGGAAUAUUGUAUAGAAGUAGAAAGGUAUGCAAAAGGUUAGAUGGACCCUUGAAAAGGUAAUGGAUUUGAAGUAAUCUCUCUUAACCAUUCUGUCUGGUGCAAAAGCAAUAACUUUGCUUACAACAGCAGUCCAAAGGAGCUACAAGUGUAACUUUGCAUUGUUUGCACAGCAUCCAGGUAAUAGAACUUGGUUCAGAAUGAGCUUUAUGAUAGAGGUGAGGUUUAAAAUAAGAAAGAGUAAUAAUUCACAAUUCUAUCUGUAGUCUUGAAGGGUUUAUAUAUACCAGGUUACCUUUAUUUUUUUUUAAUAUAAGUUAAUGCUCAUAUUCUCUUGCCACUGCAUCAUUCUGAAGUGGGAUGCUGAGCCUGCUUAUUGUAUAAAGAGUCUCUUGUUUUAGAAGGGACUCCUAAUUGUUUUGCAUGUGGCCAGUCAUUUUCUUAAAUCUAUGAAUCUAUGAAAAGAACACUGUAACUGAACACUCAGGUGAUGGUGUGGCCUGUAGAGGCUACACCCAAGUAUAUUUUUUCCAUUGCUGAGUUCUGUACCAGGCUGGAUGUGACUACCAGUGUCCAGAGAGAGCAUUAGUGUUACGAUGCUUCUAUAAAACAAGAAGACACAACAGAAGGGAUUUCUCUAUCCAGGAGUCUUAGAAGCAGUUACCUAAUAAGCUGUAUUACGUAUCUAGAGUGUCUCUAAAUAUUCAAGAUGUUUUUCAUGGAUGGAUCUCACAGAAAACCUAAUGAAAAAUAACUAUAUUUAAAGAAGUGGAAAAAUGAAUGUGGUGGUGGGAUAAUUUUCACAUCAGAAGCAGGAACAGAUCAACAAAACAGUCUACAUUUAGUUCCAGUUAAGUUCUGGUUUUGCUUAGUGUAAUGCUCUAAUAGCUAAGUUGUCUAGUUUAAAUUAUAUUGCCAAAACACACUAAGUAAGAAGAGAAAAAGUAAUUCCACCUAUAUUUUUAAAAAAUAUUUUUUUCCAGAUAAACAUUACCUCUUGACAUUACUCUACACUUUUACUUCAGUAAAAUGAACUGAAACAAUAGUUUAUUAUGAACUGUAUUUUAGUUCUUGAUUUAAAAUAACCCAUGUACUAGUCUAAUAAAAGUAUUUUGUUUAUAAAACCUUUCUUUUAACUCUCUGUAUUACUGUGGAUAACUAUGUUUGUGACCAGGUUUAUGACAAGGGUGAAGGGUUGUGUUUGUGUUUUAAAAUAGCACAAAAUUAGCCUUCAAAAUCUGUGACCUCACAUUUGAGUGUGGUGACUGAAUGUUGUUUCCAUUAUUUUAAGCACAGGCUGAGAUGUAGUUCUGUAUUUAUGAAGCUUCUUGGCUGGACUCUGUGUAUUGAAUUCGUAGCUGCACUUCAUUCCUAGAUGGACUGACUUGCCAAGCUGAGUGCCAGCUCAGAAAUGCCUACAACAUCCUGUGCACUGGCUGACUUGAACCAAUCCUAUUUACCUUCUCCUCUGAAGCAUCUGUUACUUGACAGCACCAGUGGCAGGGGUUUGAAGUACAUUGAGGCAGUCUGAUCCAUCAGAGCAGUUUCUCCUGUUCACAGAUGUCAUGAUUCUUUUUUCGACUUCAGCUAUAAAAUGUGGGGAUUUUUACUUCCAGCCUAUCUUAUCUUGAGGCCUUUAAAUUAAAUUACCUUAAUUCUAUACUAACAAAAAUAAUUAUCUAGAAAUCAUCUGAACAGGUUGAGAAGUGCAACAAAUAGCAACACAAUGUAUCUCUGCUGUAUGUAGCAGUAUACUGUUCUUUUGUGCACAGCUUUUACUAUCAGCCUUGCAGUGGGAUUGUCUCCAUUAUAACUCGCUUUCUAGAUCACACUGUGCACAUACAAGAGACAUAACAAUGCAGAGAUGAUGUCAGCUGUGUCUAAAGCAAAACCUGCAACUUUGUGCCUAUGUUGCAAGGGACCUAGGCAGAGAGAAUCACAUCGCCUGCUCCGUAUAGCAUAUUUUGACCUUUCAUUCCAUCUAUUAAAAACAAAGUUGUGUGAGAGCCUUAUCCUGAGCAGUCCUCAAAUGUCAGAAAGAAGAUUCAUAUUUAAAAAUAUGAAAUGAAAUUAUGGUGCUAAUACAUGAAAUUUCAGUCCUUUAGAUGUGCGAGCCACGUUUGUCAAGUCUACACCUAACCAAAGAUGAGAUGAUAACUUCACACAGAGUCUAAUUUAACAUAGGAAGAUGUUGCCACUUACGUCAGUGGAAUUGCACAAGUUUAAGUAAGAUUUGUACACUCAUUUCUAUAAGAUCAUCUGCAAGUGACUUCUGUCUCCCACUUCUCCUCCCUUGGCUAAUUGAUCUCUAUAAUCUAUUUUGUUGGUUGCAUUUCCAUAUCAUUCUGAAUCACAACAGUAUCUGGCAUUUGGGUCAAAGUUUGCGGAAGAUUGCAUUAAAACAGUGAUGGAAGAGAGACAGUUUUUGUAGGAAGAUCAUGUUAAGUACAUAGGUUUAGUACCUGAUCCUUGGCAGCUGUGUCCUGCCAGCAUGUGUUGGGGCUGUGUUUGUUUUAAAUGGCCUUUCCUCCAAGGAAACUUUCAUUCAUAUCUCAGAGACCGGGCAAAUUUGUAAAAAACAAAACCAAAACAAAAAAUAUAAUGUAAAAAUGCAGGGGAGAGGGAAGCCUCCAAACAAAACUCUCUAUUAGUCACCUAUAGAUAUCAAAGUUUAUAGGGCAAGUUUAAAAUACUAAGUCUGAGAUACUUUCUCUGGGUUUCCAAAUAAAUGUUGAUGAUUAGUUGACUUGAGAAGUGAAUGUUGUGAAGAAAACAAAACACUGCAGUUCAGCAGUUUCCCAGUGUCUAUUCAGUCCAUUCAUUAUGGGCUCUAUAUGUUUGAUUUUUCUGUCAAAUAUGUUCAAGAACAACUCUGUCACACUGAGAAAAUCCAACUUAUGGGUUUCUUAAAUAAUGUAUUACUAGGUAGCAUGGAGGAAACUAUGUAAGUGUCUUCAACUACAUUUUAAUAUACAUUUUAUUUAAUGUAUUUAAUGUAUUUAUGCACAUAUUUGUCGAGGUUUUUUUUUGUAUUUUGCCCUGAAAAUGUUUAUCUUGCUACAUCGUCAGUAUUGCAAAAAUGCAGUAAAGUACAGGGCCAAUAAGAUCUGUGCAGGUGCCUGGGUAUAUAUGGCUGUGGUCAUCUAACAGCUAUGCUUUGAUUAAGGUUUUAGGAUUUUUUUGUUACUUCUCUGUGAUUCAUUUAGAAUAGGUAUGGCUCAGUUUCCCAGGAAACAAAGGUGAGAAAAUGGAGGGGAACGCUUUUAAAUUUAUCUUGCUUACCAGUCAAAAUCCAGCCUGGUGGGCAUCAGGUAAGCACAUAUUUAUUUGCUUGUGUUGUUGCUGAGUCUGCUCAAUGCUACUGCAUUCAGGCAGAUGUGGGAAGACCAUUUUCCAGAGCCCAUGGCCAGAAUGACAGAAAGGUCAAACUGGAAACGAAAUCAUUACAUUUCAAAGUAAAUCAACUACUCAAAUAUGUAUUGUCAUACAUAUGUAGUCCUUCUGCUAUGUGAGUAUUAACAAUCUCAGUAAGUUCUUCUAUACUUUUUGUGCACUGGGCCAACAAGUAUCCUCAAAGUUACCGUGCCCUUUCCAUCCGAGCACUAAUGUGUUGUAGGUCUGGCUGUUUGUUAAAGUCGGGCUUAGGCAUUUUCAUUUGUGCUACUGGUGGUAAUGACAGGGCCUGUUAAAUCUCACUGGGGAUAGGAUUUAUCAGGAAGUCUGCAGUGGAUGAACUGACAGC